Zonotrichia albicollis (white-throated sparrow) is the source of this 1327-nucleotide messenger RNA. Lineage: Eukaryota; Metazoa; Chordata; Aves; Passeriformes; Passerellidae. The record is from RefSeq and is a predicted model, not a curated record.
AUGAGGCUUCUCCUGGAGCCAGCCCUAACAGAGCCUCAGUGCCGUGCUCUCAUUGUCCUAAUCGAUUUACACAGCAUUGACACGAGGAUCAAAGCCUCUGGGCUGAAGCUGCAGCUGUGCACCAACGAGACGCAGGCGACGCGGGAGAGUUUCGUGAGGAAGCUGCGGGCGCUGGGCUUCGACAUCUCGGUGUCGCAGGUGAUCUUGUCCCUGAAUUUGCUGAGAUUGAUAAGACAAACCCAAACUGUGUGGUUCUUGGAGAUGCAGCAGAGAACUUCACCUACGCCAACCUUAAUGAGGCUUUCCGACUUCUGAUUGGGAUGGAGAAGCCUGUUCUGAUCUCCCUUGGAAAAGGACGCUACUAUAAAGAAACUGAUGGGCUGAAACUUGAUGUUGGAGCAUAUAUGAAGGCACUGGAGUAUGCUUGUGAUAUCCAGGCUGAGGUGGUGGGGAAACCAUCCAAAAGGUUUUUUGAGUCAGCCCUGGCAGAACUGGGAGUUCCACCAGAGCAGGCCAUCAUGAUCGGGGAUGACAUUGUGAAUGAUGUCGGGGGAGCCCAGCAGUGCGGGAUGCGAGCGCUGCAGGUGCGGACGGGCAAGUUCAGGCCGUCCGAUGAAAACCACCCCGAGGUGAAGCCUGAUGCCUACGUGAACAACCUGGCUGAGGCUGUGGACAUCAUCCUGCAGGAGAUGUAAAUCCCAGCAGGAGCAGGGAUGAGCCCUCACAUGCAGCCCCUCCAUGGAACCACUUCAUCCUCUCCCACCUCCAUCUCACCUGAAUAAACCCAGCCCAGCCUUGUUCAGGGUGGUGGGCACUUGCCUUCUGAAAUAUUUCACAUAAUGGUACUAAGAUGAUCUCCUGACCUCCCACCCAAGGGAACACCAAGCCUGCUGUCCUCUGGCAAGUCUUGACUGCCCUGCCCUUGGUGCCUGUGAGGGGCCUCAGCCUCCUCUGGGUGAUGCUGGGGGGCUGUUCCCCCUUUUUUAUCUUUGCUCACAUUGGGGAGGUGGGAAACAGGGAGCCUGGGCACCCCCUCCUGAAUGGAUUUACCUGUUUAACCCCCAUGUCCUGUGCCUUUUGGGGUUCUUGUGUGGAAUGGGGGAUGUCCUUGGGGGCUGAUGGAGGCCACCAAGCUCCUGUGUGUGCCUCAGGUGGCACAAAAGCCCUGGGGAGGGGACAGCCCCACGUGCCCUGGCAAGGCAGGAGCUGUGGUUCUGCCAGGACCAGCCCGUCUGGAGCAGCCCCAGGAGGGGGCACAGGAAUCAGUAACACAUUAGGGAAUAACUGCACCAUCCUGUCAGGAAUAAACCCUGUCCUUUGGAUCUGG